AGCUGAACACCGGAAGUAGCCUAUUAUGGAAGAGUGUCCCUCUCACACAAACUUCCGGUAGGGUGUGAGUCUCUAACGGGGGAUUCUUUGGGAUUUUUAAAGCCAAUAUUUUCCUCUUUUUAUUCGUCUUUGAGAGACUUCAAAAUGUCCAAGUCUUUGAAGAAGAUAGUGGAGGAGAGUCGAGACAAGAACCUGCCAGAGGUGGAGAUGUGCGACAGAGGGAUCUCCAACAUGCUGGACAUUCCUGGACUGUUUACUCUGUCCAACAUCACUCAGCUGGUCCUCAGCCACAAUAAGCUCACAGCGGUGCCUGCCAACAUCUCUGAGCUGAAGAACCUUGAAGUUUUAAACAUGUUCAACAACCAAAUUGAAGAGCUGCCUACUCAGAUCAGCAGCCUUCAAAAGCUCAAGCAUCUCAACCUCGGUAUGAACCGUUUGAGCAGCUUACCCAGAGGAUUUGGUUCAUUGCCGGCUCUGGAAGUGUUGGAUCUUACCUACAAUAACCUGAAUCAGAGCUCUCUGCCAGGAAAUUUCUUCUACCUCACUACUCUUCGAGCUCUCUAUCUGAGUGACAAUGACUUCGAGGUCCUGCCUGCUGACAUCGUGAAGUUGACCAAGUUGCAAAUAUUGAGUCUGAGGGACAAUGACCUGAUCUCAUUGCCUAAGGAGAUUGGAGAUUUGGCUCAACUCAAAGAGCUUCACAUCCAGGGCAAUAGACUGACCGUCCUGCCCCCUGAACUUGGUAACCUGGAUCUGACUGGUCCUAAACAGGUGUUUAAAGCUGAGAAUAAUCCUUGGGUAACUCCCAUUGCAGACCAGUUCCAGCUGGGUGUCUCCCAUGUUUUUGAAUAUGUUCGCUCAGAGACCUACAAGUAUCUCUAUGGCCGACAUAUGCAGGCCAACCCAGAACCUCCAAAGAAGAACAACGACAAAACUAAGAAAAUAAGCCGCAAACCACUUGCUGCCAAGAACAAGUGAAAGAGAGGACAGUGAAUGGUGAUGAACGCUCACUAACCAGCCAAACUCUCUGCAUGUUCCUUUUUUUGUUACUUUCUUGUUACUUUCUUAUCAUGGGGAACAUUUGUUUCUAAAUAUGUGUCCACUGUACAGCUGGACAUUUUAAAACUCUAUCUGUUUGUGUGAUGGUUGCCCUGUAAUGCAACAGUGUUAAACUGCAAUGAUACCAAAGUGAAAUGCAGCUUCUUUAUGUUUCAGUGUUCUGUUUUACAAUCAUAUUAGCAGCUUAAAUAUCAUAUAUAAAUAUCAUAACAAUCAUAAUCUGUAACUUUAUUCACUCACUUUAAAUACUACUAAUCAUUUUACAAGGCAUUAAAUAGUGUCCGUCACAUUUCAGGAUGUUGCAAAUAUAAUGUGUCAUUUAUUCAGUCUUUUAUUACAGCUUUCGUCAUAGGCCAGCAUAUACUGAAACUUGAUUGUGUAUUGUAUUGAACAUUUCCAAUAAAACAAUAACAAGCAUCUCGUGUGUCUUUCAUGUUGGAUAAGUAUACAAAAGAGUGAAAUAUUCAUUCUCAAUGCUGUAAUAAACAAAGCUAAGCAUGUUGUUCAGAUGCCUGUCACUCACUGCAUGACCUGUUAAUCAUCAGAAAUGUGAGAAUUUCAACAACAACAAAAGACAUCAGAUGUGUUUCAGAAACAAACUUCACACUGUCGAAGGGCAGACACUUUAGAGGCCAAACAUUCAAAUAAAAAUGUAUUUUUAAAAAAUAAUUUAUUGUAGUUUUGAUAUUUUAAUUUUCUUACACAAUUUCAGGCAUUUUUAGCCUUUUUUUUUAACUGAAGGGUCUGUUUGUUUGAAGCUUGUUGUUGAGACUGAAACAAAUAAGAACAGCAUGUAAAUGAAUAAAUGUUAAGUGAGUGCUGGACGUUUGUCCUCAUUUUUGAAAAUAAACAAAGUGAUAUCAACA
This is a messenger RNA of Solea solea (common sole), 1925 nucleotides long. It is a transcript of the gene rsu1, whose product is annotated as Ras suppressor protein 1. Gene Ontology annotation, molecular function: protein binding. The transcript has 9 exons. The record is from RefSeq and is a predicted model, not a curated record. The coding region runs from base 145 to 978 and encodes 277 amino acids. NCBI's taxonomy places the organism in Eukaryota, Metazoa, Chordata, Actinopteri, Pleuronectiformes, Soleidae.